Messenger RNA from Salmo salar (Atlantic salmon), 5857 nucleotides. RefSeq names its product sine oculis-binding protein homolog. Gene Ontology annotation, biological process: animal organ development. Gene Ontology annotation, cellular component: nucleus. The record is from RefSeq and is a predicted model, not a curated record. Lineage: Eukaryota; Metazoa; Chordata; Actinopteri; Salmoniformes; Salmonidae.
UUCGUCGGCGGCGGUAGGGCGGCAGCAGCAGCCCACAGCGCGCAGCACCCAUGCUCAGUGGAGAGUCAGUGGAAGGAGCCCCCAGAUGACCGACGCAGACGUCUGGGAAUGACAGCCGCUGUCACCGAGAGUGACAGCUUUCGCUCUCUGUCGCCGCACCUUGACUAGCCUUGACUAGCCCCGGAGUGACGCGCUCUAUCAGUCGCACGCCAAAGAAGUGACACGGAGCCAGUCAGAACUAUGCCAGAGAUGGAGAAAGGGAGACCGCCGGAAAAUAAACGCAGUAGGAAACCCGCGCACCCCGUCAAGAGAGAGAUCAACCAAGAGAUGAAGACGUUUGCAGAGAGCACCAUGAAUGAGCUCCUAGGCUGGUACGGCUAUGACAAGUUGGAGCUCAGAGACUCCGAGGCCACCGAGAUAAGGAACUACCCCAACCGUGAGAGACGCCAGCAGCACGUUUCAGUUCUUAAAGAAAACUCGGUGCCCAAAUCCAAGAGCCUAGACAGCCCCGUGACACUGGCCAUGAGGGUUGGAGAGAGAGAAUCAUCCAGAGUCCCCUCUUCCUCCCCCGGUUCCUCCUCUCUGACCGGGGAGCAAAAGAGUGCCCCCGUAAUUGUCCCGCUUAUAAAGCCAUCUGCAGUGGAAGACGUGCAGAAUGUUCAGAUAGUGUGUGUGUGGUGUCAGAAGGAAGGGGUGAAGCGCUACUCUCUCUGUAUGGGCACCGAACUGAAGAGCUUCUGUAGUGAGAAGUGCUUCGCCGCCUGCCGACGGGCCUACUUCAAACGCAACAAGGCCCGGGAUGAGGACCUCCAUGGAGGGGAGAGGUCCCCCCAACACACCCAUGCCGAUGACUCACCACGACUGGUGCUGAAGAUGAACAGUGGAGGUGCCAGAUCUCUCUCGCCUGUACCGCAGGUGUGCAACUGGUGCAAGCACGUCCGCCACACCAAAGAGUACCUGGACUUUGGCACCGGUGAGGAGCGGCUCCAGUUUUGCAGCACCAAGUGUCUGAACCAGUACAAGAUGGAUGUGUUCUACAGAGAGGCCAGGGCCACUCUCACCAGCUCCAGCCCAGGAAGACCAGCCCAGGAGGGGAGACCCGAGUCCACCGGAGGGGUCCAGAACCAGAAGCUCCUGACCCCUGAAUCGUGGAGCAGCGACGCUGGGGACCUGAGGGGGAGGACCAGGUCGCCCAAAGGGCAGACGCCGAUCAAUGGUACAGCGGCACCAAGGACUGUUUCUCCAUCCGAGGCGUCAUCUUCGUCAUUGAAGGUUAACAUUUCAGGACUGAGGCACCUGGAGAGGCACGUCCUGCCACCAACCGUGCAGGUAGCGAGCCACCACCCUGCCCCCGCCCCUCCUCACCCACCCAUGGAGCACCACAAGGCCAUGCCUCAGAUCCCGCUGCCCUUCAUCCGGCCCCCUCUCCAUGCCCAGGGCCUGAAGAGCCCCCUGGCCAACGCCCCCAGGGGCCACCCCGGCCCCCCUUCCAGCCCCAUCCACCAGCCUCCCCCUCACUCCCCCCAUCACCCCCACCAACCCCACCUCCAGCCCCCAUCGGCCACCUCCAUGAACCCACCCGGAAUACACCCCUACUCGGGGGCCUACUUCCCAGGCUUGCACUCCCCCCCUAUCAACAUGAUGGGGCUCCGUGGCCCCGUGCCCAUGCUCCCUAUGAUGAACUUCGGGGGAUGGCCAUCCUUAGGCCCCUUCUUCCCCCAGCCCACGGUCCUGGUGCCCUACCCCAUCAUUGUACCAAUCCCAGUCCCCAUUCCCAUCCCUAUCCCCAUACCCAUACCCCCUAAAUCUGCUCCUCCAGAAGCCCUAGGUGUCCCCCACAGUGGGGUCAUCCAGCCUGUGCCGGAGGGGAUAGAGGGGGGACGCUCCAGGGGUGUCAAUUUGCCUUCUCCCGGGAGCUUGGCAGCCAACAGAUUGGGUAGAACCACCAACCAGGGUCUCCCCUCGCCCUCAGACCACGCCAGAAGGGACAUCACAGAUUGGGUGAAGUCGGAGAGGCAGGCUCAGUCACCCAUGUCGACCCCCCACAGUGCAGCGUCCUCCCCCAGGGCUCGCUACGAUGCUUCCCCAUCUUCCACCUCAGUGAUUGAGGGGCUGUCAGACUUUAAGCUGGGCCAGCAGCAGCAGCCAGAGAGGCAGGUCAUCCAGAGAGUGCUCCAGAGGACCCCGGUCAAGCUGGAGCCCAACCCCCACGGAGUGGUGGACCUGUCGGGUUCGGGUGAGCCCGGAGUGGGGCAUGGCACCAGGCUGGUGGAUACCAGAGUGGACCACCACAACCACCACCAUGACAUUAUCAAACCCACCCCUCCACUAACCCAGUCACCCCCUCCUCUGCACAACACUGCCUACCCCCAGUGCCCUAACAUACGACCCCCCCUCAGACACCCCACCAACUCCCAGAGGGGAAUGCAGCAGCCCUUUCUGCGAUACCGCCACCCCCUCAACGCCCCCCGGACGUCCCCAACCAAACAACACCGUCUUCAUCCCCCGACCCUCCUCCCAACCCAGACUCCUCCCAGUCUCAGAGAGAGGCCCCACCUCUUGGCCCUGACUCCGCCCUCAGUGAGCUGGAGGCAGUCAAAGAGAACAGCUGCUCCAAUGGCCAGGUCCAGGAGAGGGACCAGGGCCAGGUUCCUUCCCUCCCUACCAGCCAAUCAGAGGGGCCCUCAGCCGCUGGCGACUCCGAGGAUCCCCACGUCCCAGAUGAGGACCAUGCCUAUGCCCUGCCCACCCCCAACCUUACACCCACCAGAACGGGUGGUGCCCCCACCAACACCCCCACCACUCUCCUCCUGCCCAAGCUUAGGGACAAGGGUGUUCUACUAUGCCCACCGAGUGUGGCUGGGCCUGGGGACAUGGAGCCUGCUCUGAAGAGACGGUGCCUCCGCAUCCGAGAUCAGAUCAAGUAGGGAAGGGAGGCUCACUGUAUAGCCGUGGCAGAUCCAGUGCCCCGCCCUCUUGGGUACAUCACCAGCACCAACGCCCUCCCUCCAACCCAUUACUCAGCCAGUCAGCCACCUGGGAGAUCAACCCCACCCUUUUGACCACGAGGUGCCAAUCAAGGAAGCAGCCCAAUGGGAGAAGCAGUCCAAGAGUUCAAUGUGGACUUCCAGUACAUUCACAGCACAAGAGUGAGUGUGUGUGUGUGUGUGUGUGUGUGUGUGUGUGUGUGUGUGUGUGUGUGUACGCUGUAUGUACCUUUAUGUGGCAUUUCUGGACCUUCCCAAGGGACAGACAAUUCCAUCUCUGAUCUCUCCCAUAGUCCAGGAGCUUAUGAAGCCAGCCCAAAGAGCCCACUCAGCCCAGUUCCCAGAUAAAAUCCUCAGCCAUAGUCAGGGGCUCUACACUCCACUAGAUGGUAGGCUGCUAGGCUACGAUCAUCAGCCUUGUGUGGUCUUCUCCAAUGGAGCCUGAACCUGAUCUCUUUCCUGGGGAAACGGUUUGUUUUCUCUGCCCGGCUCCACACAAAGAGCCACAUUGUUCCUCUCCCCCAUAUCCCACACUGACUCUCCUACUCUGGUUUUGGGUUACCUGGCUAACAGGGGCUCAGGCUUCAGGAGGAGUUUGUCUUUUUAAAUUGUUCUGUCUGACGGAGGGCCAGGAAUAUGUGUGUACCCUUCUCCUUCUUUCCUGUCCUUUCCACCCCGCAGUCCCCUCUCCAAUAGUACACACACUAGUCCUAAAGUGCGACUCUGACACCAAUUGCUUGUUAAUGUCCUCUUCCCCUCCUAUUUUCCCCCUCUAGGGAUGGAGUCCCUUGGGGCAAUGAAAAAUAACUAACUGUAAACGAUGUAAUAUGAUAAUGAAAGAGAGAGGGCGCAAGUCCCAUAUAUCAUGAAAUCCACUAUUUGUGACUUGCCUGAGACCGGAAGACUUGUGUCAGCUCCCCAAAACUAAUGCCUAGGUUUUGGCUCAAAGGGCUAACACAGUCUUGUGGUGCGCCGGAGACCCAGCUUUCGAACCCAGUCAUAUGAUUUACAACACUGACUCGGCCAUGGGACAGAGGUAGAGCAUUUCAGUGUCCAAACCCACCCACUCUGUUGACACUUUAUUUUACUCAGAUGACUCCUUUUGGUGGGUUUGGGCAGUCAUGUUACCAGCCAUGGUAUUAUUUUGAACUGUCAAAGGCUGCAAAAAGCAGCUAUCAGUAUUACAGUUUCCCCUAGCCUGGGGGUUCAUAAUGAUGAUACUAACUACAAGCCUGGUCUCAGAUCUGUUCAUGCUGUCUUGCCCACUCUUCUGGUCAUUGUCAUGCCAAACAGCACAAACAGAUCUGGGAUUAGCCUGAAAACGAUCUAGUGGUAGCAUCAUCAUCUGGAGGCCUUGCCAACACUCAUCGUCACAUUGUGAUAAUUCACUUUUAGUUUUUGCUUUACAUAGACUUUGACUUUAUAUUAAUUUAUGAAUGAUGCCUUCGUAGAUUUCCAGAAAGUGCUUUAUUGAUUUUUAUUUUGAUCCUGAUUAUUAUACUGUAUUUCUUUUGUGAAGAUCUUACCAGUGUCCAAAUGUUUUGUUUAAAUUUGUCCACUAGAGUGCAGUGUCUGUCUUUGGAACAUAGCAACUGCCUGUCUCAUAAACCUUCUAUCAAUAACAUAGACAAUUGUUCAUUCAACCAUACAUUUAGUGCCAAUUAUAAGUCUUGUCUUUUUUCAUGACAGCCCAGUUUCAACAAUGCCUCGAUCUAUGCCUCGAUCCAGCCACAGAACAUCACCUAUUGCCAUCACUAUAGCCAAAGUAGAACAUUGCCACAACCAUAGAAAUACAAUUCCUAGAAGGAUGUCCCCAUUCAAGUCAAUGAGGCCAUAAUGGGUCAUUCUAUUUCUAUGGCCACAACAACAUUGCCAAGUCAUUGGCUGGAAAGUGGACUCCUUGCUGCGGGGGAGUGACCACACUGGCUUUCCAGGGUCUUUCUAUAGUCAUGACCUCGAAUAGCCUCCUGACACACACACACUCCCCUCUCUCGCACACCCACACACACACACCCACCCACACACACACACACACACACACACACACACACUCCCCUCUCUCGCACACCCACACAAACACGCACACACAUGCCUCUGCCAUCUCAAAACUGCAUUCCAAAAAGCACCUCAAUCAGCAUGUGUAACCAUGGUGAAAAGUAGCUCAUUCCAGUCAACAUGCUCACCUUAGGUUAUACCCUGUAGUGUCAUUAUAAUCUUAGUCUGGCCAAGGGACUGUGUCAACAACUAGUAUAUGAGUCAGCGGUGGCGUCACCUGGCAUCUCUCUAUACUAUCAGUCUUGUGAUAUCGGGGGUACUCCCCUAGCCAUACCUUAGUGCAGUGUUUCCCAACCCUGGUCCUCCAGGACCCCCAACAGUACACAGUUUAGUUGUAGCCCUUGACAAACACACCUCAUUCAACUCAUUGAGGGCUUGAUGAUUAGUUGACAAAUUAAUCAGGUGUUCUUGUCCAUGGUUACAAUAAAAAUGUGUACUGUUGGGGGUCCUGGAGGACCAGGGUGGGAAACACUGCUUUAGUGGCCAAGAAGUGAACAAAAAACUGCCAUGCUAUAUUGCACAUCUGCCUAUAGUAACUAACUCAAACCCUAACCAUAUAGUAUACUACACCUACAAUUACUGUCCCUUACCUGUUUAUUUAAUACUUUGGGGGAAAAUUGGGAAGAACAAAAAAAUGCUAAGUUGUCUGAAACACAUAGAUUGUGGACUAGGGACACUCAUUGAACAUGUAGGGCACCAUAUAAUUGACAAUUCACAGAUUGUUUGUAUUUAGGCCUAAAUGAAUAGGAUCAACUGGGAGCUGUUUGGUGGAAACCUAUUUGUAAAGUGAAUAAAGGCUAUUCUGAGAACAACAA